AGAACACUUUUGGGGAGAAAAUGUUUAGUUAUGAAAACAAAAAGUAGUGUAACAGACGCCACCUUGGAAACCUCAAGAGAGCGGAUUGGAGGGAGAGCGAUCAGAUAAACAGUGCAAAUGGACUGAGGCUGUCCCUGCCUCACUAACUCACUUUCUCACUCACACAGAUGCAUGAGCACCCCGUGAGCACCGCCGCUGGACAGCUAUAUAAGACUUCCUCAAGAGGGUCCAACACCCACUGCGCCUCUUGAAGCACUCUCUGUGGGACUUUGGACUUUUUUCUUCAGACACUGCAGUCGCGUCUAGUCUAGACUUGAUUUUUCACGUCGUGUCACGUCUAGAUGGUUUGCAAAACCUUUCAAUAAGAAACAGGUGAGCGGCAAGACUCCACAAAAGCUUUUUUAAACUUUUUCAAGCCUCCAGUUUCUUCAGAACACACAGCAAGAAGGAUGAAGUGCACACCAAACCAGCUGUUUCCCCUCCGGAAAGAGCUGACUUUCAGAAUGUAAACUUGUUAAUUGCAGAUAGCAGACUUUACAAGAUACUUUCACCUUGUCACCUUGGGACAAUUUCGCUUUCAAGGCUUGUUCCUGUUCCCAUUAACACAUCUGAACUCAACUCAAGACAGAUGGAGACUACUGAGACUCUUCAAACACUUUGGAGCAACCAUUCAACUCCGGACCACGUUCACAGUUUGGAGUUUCUGCACACCGCUAAUGGCUUCAGCAUCACCAUGGCGGUCCUCCACCUUGUUGUGUGCAUCAUGGGACUGGUGGGGAAUUCCUUGGUCAUUGUCGCCAUUCUCAAGCUGGAUAAAAUGUCCUCCGCCACGACUGUGUACAUCUUCAACCUGGCUCUGGCUGACGGUCUUUUUAUGGUGGGACUUCCGUUCGUGGCCUUCCAGAACUUUCAGAACGAGUGGAUCUUUGGCGACCUGGCCUGCAAGCUCGUCAUGGUCCUAGACGGCAUCAAUCAGUUCACCAGCGUUUUCUGUCUCACGGUGAUGAGCGUGGACCGCUACAUGGCGCUGGUGGAUCCCCUUCGCUUUGCCCGCUGGAGGACGCCGAAACGGGCGAAGAUCAUCUCUGCUUUUCUGUGGCUCUUCUCGCUUCUCCCAGUCCUGCCCAUGGCGUUCCACUUCUCGGUGAAGUAUGACCUGUGCAUGGCUGACACGUUCAUGAUGAACUGGUGGAUGACCUUCCUCUCCAUCACCUUCGUGGUUGGCUUUGCCCUGCCCUUUCUGGUGAUGAUCAUCUUCUACACAGCUCUGGUGAUGACCCUGCGGUGCGCCAGACAGCGAGACGGGGGCUCCUCCACGCCGGAGAGCCAGAGGUUAGAGAAGCAGGUGACGAAGAUGGUGGUCGCUGUGGUGGUGGUGUUUGGCGUGUGCUGGCUGCCGUUCUACGUCUUCAACUUUUACUCACUUCACAACAAAAAUGUGCAGCUCGUCUUCGCACGAGGUUUUGAGGUUGCGGUGCUCUUGUCCUAUUCGUGGAGCUGCGCCAACCCCAUCCUGUACGCCUGCCUGUCGGAGACUUUCAGCAGACACUUCCGCAGUCUGCUGUGUCCCCACAAGAAUGUCACCAGCACGCACUGCAACAGGGACACAGAGGGAUAUGACUUGCGUGACACUAAUGGACAGGACAUAACCGUGCUAGCUUAGCACUUUCACAAAUAAUGGGACUAAGAAUGGACAUUGUUGUGACAAAAAACUCUUAUCUCCGCAAUGAGAGAAGGAAUAUCUUUUCACUUUGAAUGGACGUUGAGACUUUCACUAUAGACUACUCAUCUGUGCCUCAUAAAACCUUCACACACCGUAAAUACAUGCUGACUUCAUACGACUGAAAUGUAGAUAAUCUGAUCUCUCCUGAAGGAUAUGCUGUAUUCCUGUGAUUGAUAUUGUUAACAUGUUCUACUGUUUAAAAGUUUGGAACUACAUGCUAUUAUAGUGUAUAUUAAUAAUAACUUAUGUAAUGUACAAUACUAUACAGAAACCAACAUUUUAUUUGUCUUAUUCAUGUAUAUAUGUUGAAUUUUGCAGAAAAAAAGUAAAUGUUACUAUUAA
Messenger RNA from Astyanax mexicanus (Mexican tetra), 2065 nucleotides. Its product is annotated as somatostatin receptor type 5. The coding region runs from base 629 to 1663 and encodes 344 amino acids. Gene Ontology annotation, biological process: cellular response to glucocorticoid stimulus; neuropeptide signaling pathway; regulation of insulin secretion. Gene Ontology annotation, cellular component: membrane; neuron projection. The transcript has a single exon. NCBI's taxonomy places the organism in Eukaryota, Metazoa, Chordata, Actinopteri, Characiformes, Acestrorhamphidae. The record is from RefSeq and is a predicted model, not a curated record. Gene Ontology annotation, molecular function: somatostatin receptor activity; neuropeptide binding.